UCAUUUUCAUUCGUCUCACGACAAAAUUCAAGCAUUUCAUUGUCCAGGAAUUCAAGAAACGUGAUUAAAAAUCCAGAAAAAUGGCUUUGCGUGCCCAAUUUGAGAAUCAGGACGACAUCGGGGUCUUUGCAUCCCUCUCGAAUUCGUAUUGUUUAGUAGCAAUCGGUGGAUCUGCCGCCUUUUACAGUGUUUUCGAGGCAGAAUUAGCUGAAACGAUUCCCGUCAUUCACGCCAGCAUUGCCGGAUGUCGCAUUAUCGGUCGCUUAUCAGUGGGAAACAAGAACGGAUUGAUCGUGCCAAGUUCGACGACAGACGUUGAAUUGCAGCACUUGCGAAAUAGCUUGCCGGAUAGCGUUAAAAUUCAACGAGUCGAGGAACGAUUGUCAGCUUUGGGGAAUGUAAUUGCGUGCAAUGACUAUGUGGCGCUCGUGCAUCCCGAUUUGGACAAGGAAACAGAGGAAAUUGUGUCAGAUGUGUUGGGCGUCGAGGUUUUCAGACACACAUUAGCGAACAAUCCGUUGGUAGGAGCGUACUCGGUGCUUAGUAAUCAAGGCGGUUUGGUACAUCCCAAGACAACGACACAAGAAAUGGACGAAAUUUCGUCAUUAUUGCAGAUUCCAUUAGUGGCAGGAACAGUCAAUCGCGGAAGUGAAGUGUUGGGAGCAGGUGUCGUGGUAAAUGAUUGGUGUGCCUUUGCUGGAAUGAGCACGACUUCAACAGAAUUGUCGGUGCUUGAAAGUGUAUUUAAAUUGAAUGAAGCGCAACCCACAGCAAUUACCACUGGUUUACGAGCUUCUCUUAUCGAAGCGAUGUCUUAAAUUAACAAAGGAUAUUUUCUAUUUUUACUUUAAAUUUAUCUGCUAUCGGAAAAAACGCAUGAAUAAAUAAUAAUUAUUCGUGAAAA
Messenger RNA from Culicoides brevitarsis, 904 nucleotides. RefSeq names its product eukaryotic translation initiation factor 6 (gene eIF6). NCBI's taxonomy places the organism in Eukaryota, Metazoa, Arthropoda, Insecta, Diptera, Ceratopogonidae. The record is from RefSeq and is a predicted model, not a curated record. Gene Ontology annotation, biological process: ribosomal subunit export from nucleus; maturation of LSU-rRNA; cytosolic ribosome assembly. The transcript has 4 exons. Gene Ontology annotation, molecular function: ribosomal large subunit binding. Gene Ontology annotation, cellular component: cytosol; preribosome, large subunit precursor; nucleolus. The coding region runs from base 81 to 818 and encodes 245 amino acids.